CCUGGCCCGGGCCCGGCUGAGGCGGGCGGCCGGUCCGGGGCUGAGGCGGGCGGGGCCCGGCCGGGCCGGGACGGCCCCGAGGCUUCGCGGGACUCGAGGGGACGACGGGCGGCGUCUGCCUCCGGUGCUUCCUUUCUGACUUUCAGUAGCAGAGGAAGAUUAAAGGCCUUGAAGAAAGUUGUCUUCUGCUCCUUACUCUGCAGUAACAAUGCUGCAGAGAUGAGAUUAUAGCAAGCCCUUCCUGUGUGGCCUCCAUGGGUCCCACUCAACUCAGCACACAGGACCAUGGGAAGAGGGUGGCAAGUGUAUUUGAGAUGGAGGAGGAAGGGCUUUCACUCUUCUCUGGCUCAGAGAACCCUCCUAAGCAUGCAGAAAACCCCCCGCUGAAGCGGAAGAAGGGCCCAGCCCCCAAGAUGCUGGGAAAUGAAGUCUGCAGUGUGUGUGGGGACAAGGCCUCAGGCUUCCACUACAACGUGCUGAGCUGUGAAGGCUGCAAGGGCUUCUUCCGCCGCAGUGUCAUCAAGGGUGCCCAGUACGUGUGCAAGAAUGGCGGCAAGUGCGAGAUGGACAUGUACAUGCGGCGCAAGUGUCAGGAGUGCCGGCUGCGCAAGUGCCAGGAGGCAGGAAUGCGGGAGCAGUAUGUUCUGUCUGAAGAGCAGAUUAGGCUGAAGAAGCUGAAGAAGCAGGAGGAUGAUCAGGCACGGACAGUCGUGGUGCGUCCAAACCCUCCACAGCCACCAAGUCCUUCCCACCAACUGACACCUGAACAGUUAAACAUGAUUGAAAAGCUUGUGGCUGCUCAGCAGCAGUGCAAUCAGCGCUCGUUCACUGACAGGCUCAAAGUGACGCCAUGGCCCCAGGUUCCUGACCCUAAUAACCGCGAAGCAAGGCAGCAGCGUUUUGCUCACUUUACAGAACUUGCAAUUAUCUCUGUGCAAGAGAUUGUGGACUUUGCCAAGCAGCUACCUGGCUUCCGGGAGCUCACCAGGGAAGAUCAGAUUGCUUUAUUGAAGACUUCUACCAUAGAGGUGAUGUUGUUGGAGACAUCUCGGCGCUACAAUCCAGAGAUUGAAAGCAUCACUUUUCUGAAGGACCUGAGCUAUAAUCGGGAUGACUUCGCCAAAGCAGGUCUGCAGUUUGAGUUCAUUAACCCCAUCUUUGAGUUCUCAAAGGGAAUGAACGAACUACAACUCAAUGAUGCUGAAUAUGCACUUUUAAUCGCCAUCAACAUUUUCUCUGCAGACCGACCGAAUGUGCAGGACCAGUCCCUGGUGGAGAGACUACAGCACACCUAUGUGGAAGCCCUUCAUUCUUACAUUUGCAUCAACAGACCAAACGAUCACCUGAUGUUUCCACGGAUGUUAAUGAAGCUGGUUAGUCUUCGGACACUAAGUAGUGUUCACUCUGAACAGGUGUUUGCCCUUCGGCUGCAGGACAAGAAACUCCCUCCCCUGCUCUCAGAAAUUUGGGAUGUGCAUGAGUGACCGCGUGCUCCCAGGGCACUGAUGUGCCGACAUAACGCCGUGUCCCAGCCUUUGCUAACGAGAAGCCAGCCUCCCCUCUCCAAAGCACUGAACUCUGGGCUAGGCAGUGCAGAGAGUGACAAGCUUGGGGUUUCAAUGUUGUAAUGAGACUAUGCAGGAGGCAGCUGGGGGUAGAUCAGGUGGUGGGGGUUGGUUUUGAUGUAGUGCCCACACCCCAAAUGAAUAAUGCAAAACAUCUGAAAACGGUAGAAAUGAAGACUCUCUCCACACAUGUACACCUCUUUCUUCAGUCUCUUUCUUUUUCCUAAGCAUGUCCUGGGGAUUUGCUCGUUGAUCCUUUCCUCUCUCGUUGAUUAUGAAAAUGAAUCUGCAGGAAUUUGCCAAACCCUCUCUAUUGAGAGUAACCCAGCUCAAAAGGCUUAUGCAGGGUCCCCAGUGUACCUGGAUCUGAGGAGCUCAGGGAAGUCAGUGUGUAUGUUCUAGGGGUUUCACUGGGUUUCCUAUAAAUAAAAUAUCUUUUAUGUACUGCCCUUUGCAAAGAUUCCAAGAGAAGUAGCUGUUAUUUCUUUAUUGUGAGACUUCAUCUCUAGAGUUGCUCUUUCAUUCUGGCCUUCCUUUGGAAAGAGGAUUUCUCUGAUGUUGGAACUAAGUGAUCUUUAAGGUCCUUUCCAACCUAGGCUAUCUACAGUUCUAAUGUGUAGUGCCCGUUGUCUAAUGGGGAAAUCUUCUGGGUAGGGAACAUUUGUACACCGUAAAAAUGUCAGGCAUAAAGUAGAAGACUUAUUUUUUUUAAUGUAAUAUAUCACAGUUCUAUCUCACGCUGAUUUGCAGCCAGUUCACUUUACCUUUGACUUGCUAACAGCUGGAAAACUUUAGUUCAAAACAAAUCAGGGCAUAGAUUUUUUUCUGUCUUUAGGAGUGGAAGAGAAGAGAAAGGUGGGAAGGGCUGGUACCUAGGCAAGGUAGAUGUGGUGGAAGGAUCUCCAAAACUUCCAGGAAUUUGGAGCAUAUGGCAUGUGUUCCAAGGUGAGUGUGAAGAUGUAUUGGCCAAGGGGAGAGGACACGCUGCACUUAGUGAAAUAUGUGGGCAUUGCACAAACUAUGGGCUGCACAACUCUCAAAUCAGGGGCCACAGGAAUAUCAAGUGUUACUACAUCUACUUGCAUCUUCUUCCUCAUGCCAAAGUCUUUCCAAGGUACUUUCUCGAGGUUCCAGUGGUUGUGAUGGGAUACGGAGGUCCCUGCUGUGUGAGGAGUGCCAACUGUUUUAGAAGGACCAUUGGGUCUUGUAUCCUUUCUUCACGUUGGGCGCAGUGAGAGCCACACUGGAUUUAUGCCCCGCCUUCUUAAGUAUCCACAUCCAAAAGUAUUCUAGGACUUAAAGCAAUAUGUUGUCUGACAAGAGAAACGUACUGUUCCAAAAGAUGUUCCUUAUUUUCCAAGAAACAACAUCUUUUAUGGCUGAUCUCAGAGAUGUAACCUGAAGUAUCCUGGUAGUUUGGUCUCAUGGGUCUUCUCUAUCAUAAGGGUCUGUUUGCUUGCCUGGUGAGCAUCCCAAGAGCCUACAUUCACGUGGCUCGUGUUGGUUUUGUUGUUGGUUUGUUAUUUUUCCUUUGGCUGUGUAUCUGAGCGCUAUGCCCGUGGUGAGGGUAUUGUGUCCAUUUUGCACUUGAGGUUGGUCCCUUGCCACUGGCCUUCACUCUGCACCUUUGUAAAGCACUUGUAACAAUCCGUAAAAUAAUCUGUUUGUUUUUUUUUUUUAUAACUCAUUGCAAUUGCAAAAAAAAAAAAAAACAAAAAAAGAAAAAAAAUCUUGUUUAAAUCUGUAUUUUUAACUAAUCUUGUUUGAGAAAUGUUAAUGUUUAUAUAAAAGAAUAAAGCCUAAUACAGGAUUUUGA
Molecule: messenger RNA, 3381 nt
Organism: Coturnix japonica (Japanese quail)
Lineage: Eukaryota; Metazoa; Chordata; Aves; Galliformes; Phasianidae
Gene: NR1H3
Product: nuclear receptor subfamily 1 group H member 3
Biological process (GO): negative regulation of inflammatory response; positive regulation of transcription by RNA polymerase II; negative regulation of transcription by RNA polymerase II
Cellular component (GO): RNA polymerase II transcription regulator complex
Molecular function (GO): RNA polymerase II cis-regulatory region sequence-specific DNA binding; nuclear receptor activity; zinc ion binding
Source: RefSeq, a predicted model, not a curated record